Molecule: messenger RNA, 1126 nt
Organism: Lonchura striata (white-rumped munia)
Lineage: Eukaryota; Metazoa; Chordata; Aves; Passeriformes; Estrildidae
Source: RefSeq, a predicted model, not a curated record
GUGCCGGUCCCGGUCCCGGUGCCGGUGCCGGUCUCGGUCCCGGUGCCAGUCUCGGUCCCGGUCCCGGUGCCCGUCCCGCUCCGGGCCCGCGGCGCAGCAGCCCGGGAUGGCGGCAGAGGCGGGCGGCGCCGCGGGGAAGCGGCGGAUCAUGUGCGUGGGGCUGGUGUGCCUGGACAUCAUCAGCGUCGUGGAGGCUUUCCCCGCCGAGGAUUCCGACACCAGGUGCCUGUCACAGCGGUGGCAGCGCGGCGGGAACGCCUCCAACUCCUGCACUGUGCUGUCGCUGCUGGGAGCCCCCUGCGCCUUCAUGGGCUCGCUGGCCCCCGGCCCCGCCGCUGACUUCAUCGCGGCGGAUUUCCAGCGCCGGGGAGUGGACACGGCGCACGUGGCCUGGCAGCCCCGCGGAGAGGUGCCCUGCGCCUGCUGCCUCGUCAACGCCGCCAGCGGCUCCCGCACCAUCGUCCUGCACGACACGAACCUGCCUGACGUGACAGCCCGUGACUUCGAGAGGGUCGACCUUUCCCAGUACAGGUGGAUCCACUUCGAGGCCCGGAAUGCGGUGGAGCAGGGCGCGAUGCUGGAGCGGGUGGAGCGGCACAACCGGGCGACGGCACCAGGGCACAGAUCUAAUCACACCUGGCUGGGGGUAUUGGGGGCUGCCCCCGCCCCAGCCCCUGUCCCACAGGUUUUCAUCAGCAAGGACCUGGCCCGGCACUUCGGGUACCAAUCGGCCCCCGAGGCGCUGCGGGGGCUGCGGGGGCGCAUCCAGCCAGGGGCCACGCUGAUCUGCGCCUGGGCUGAGGAGGGGGCUGAUGCCUUGGGGCCCGGUGGGGAGCUGGUGCACUCGGACGCCUUCCCCCCAGAGACCCUCGUGGACACGCUGGGGGCUGGGGACACCUUCAAUGCCGCCGUCAUCUUUGCGCUCGCAGAAGGGAGAACCCUGCAGGAUGCCCUCACCUUCGGCUGCCGGAUCGCAGGCAGGAAAUGUGGGAUCCAGGGCUUUGAUGGCAUUGUCUGAGCGUGUGGCCGGAGACCUCUGCACCCCUCAGGCACACCACUGCACCCAGCGACUUCUCCACAUCUCCAGUGCACCCAGCAACUCCCCAGUAAAACCCCACGUGCACCA